Messenger RNA from Musa acuminata subsp. malaccensis (wild Malaysian banana), 1124 nucleotides. RefSeq lists its product as uncharacterized. NCBI's taxonomy places the organism in Eukaryota, Viridiplantae, Streptophyta, Magnoliopsida, Zingiberales, Musaceae. The record is from RefSeq and is a predicted model, not a curated record. Gene Ontology annotation, molecular function: RNA binding.
UGCGUCGCCAGAGCUCUCUGUCACACUCUCUUUCCUCAGAGCGGAAAAGAAGUAAACGAGCGGCAGAAGAGGGCGACGGGCGGCGAAAUCAAGAUGGAUCGGUACCAGAAGGUGGAGAAACCAAGAGAGGAGAUCCCAAUCAACGACAAUGAGAUCCGUAUUACGGCUCAGGGGAGGAUGCGCAAUUACAUUACCUACGCCACCAGUCUGCUUCAGGAGAAAAGUUCCGGUGACAUUGUUUUCAAGGCAAUGGGUAGAGCUAUCAACAAGACGGUUAUGAUUGUGGAAUUGAUCAAGAGAAGGAUUGUUGGUCUUCAUCAGAUUGCUGCUAUUGGAUCUAUUGAUAUAACUGAUACAUGGGAACCACUCGAGGAAGGACUACUUCCGCUUGAAACUACUAGGCAUGUGUCUAUGAUCACUAUAACAUUAUCAAAGAAGGAGCUGGAUACAUCUGCAGUUGGAUAUCAAUCUCCUUUGCCUGCAGAUCAGGUGAAACCAUCAGCAGAGUUUGAGUACGAAGGAGAAGGUUCACCUGCUGGCCGUGGUAGAGGCAAUGGUCGUGGCAGGGGAAGAGCUCGCGGAAAUGGUGUGGUGGACUAUGGUGAUGGAGGAUGGGACAACAGGGGUCGCGGUUUUGGUCGAGGCAGCUAUGCCCGAGGUAGAGGCUGGGGUUUCCGUGGUCGUGGCAGAGGAGGCUUUGGUGGUCGACCUGAUUAUCUGCACGAGACAGGCUACAAUGAUCAGGCUCCUAUGCCAGCCAGAGGCAGAGGUCGUGGUCGUGGUCGUGGAAGGGGCCGAGGUUUCAGAUCAAAUGGACCCGUCCAAGCAGUUAAUGGUGGAACAUGACUUGAUGGAUCUGAUUUGCAAGUUUCUGCUCCCAGUUGUCGGAUGCCUGCUCUAUUUUCUUCUUUCUUUUUUUCGGAUGUAGAUUAGCUGCAGCAUCUGAAUAGUUGUAAGGCUUGACACCAUAGCAUGUUCCUGUUGUGGUUCUGAAGGUUUAGGUAGCUGAUCCAUUUGUUCUGUUUUUCCUUAAAUGACUAAUUGUAGGAUUCAACUAAAAGAGCAGUGCAUUCUUUUGAUUUUUUUAUUUUAUUUUUUUAAAUGGUGGUUUGUUCAAUGCUUAA